AUGGCGGAGGAGUCCAUCAUCACGAAUUCCUACUGGGAGGAUAAAAGAGCAAAAAUGGAUCAAAUCGAGGUUCCUGCCUACAUUUUGGCCAGCUAUUCGACUAUGCUUCACACGUUAGGAUCUCUCCGAGGAUAUGAAGAAAUUCCUCACAAAAAGAAAUGGAAUGGUACGACCUGUACUCUCCGGAGAGAAUUCAGGAAUUGGCUCUUUUUUUUUGACUGUUAUACGAAAGCCCCGAAUGGGUGGGAGAGUACCCCGCGUGUGCGCGCUACUAUACUUCCAUUCAACCAACCGGCCUUGAUUGACAUUCCUUUCGAAGAGCCUUUCUGGCCUCAUCGCCAGACUCAGUACAAACGAUUAUUUUUGAACUCCGAAGGUCGUUUGACAGAGAUACAACCUAAAGAGUCAGGUCAAUCAGUGUACCAAGCUGAUUUUGCGCCAAUUUGGCAAAGAGAUAAGGAUUCAGGUGAAAUUCAGUUUUCGUUCACCUUUCCUCGUCGAACAACUAUUCUCGGCUCAUCGCGUGCUACUCUUUUCGUUGCGACAAAGAACGGGCCAGAUAUGGAUGUCUACGUACAUUUAAGAAAGGCAGACCGGACUGGGAAGCUUCUACAGCAUGUCAAUAUACCGCUCAGUGAUUUAGGGGUUGCCUCUGCAGAAGAAGUUCCUUUGACUAAUCCGAUGAAAUAUUUCGGUCCACAUGGCAUCUUGAGAGCAUCUUAUCGAGAUGUAGCAGAAGAAUUAUCGAAACCUCACUGGAAAACGCUCUCGCAUAGAAAGCGUCUGCCGGUAAAGGUGGGAGAGGCAAUGCGAUUAGAGAUUGAGAUUUGGCCAACAGGUAUGCUGUUUGAACCGGGCGAACAACUGGUCAUGAAGAUAUCGGGCCACUUCAUGGGCCCCGCCGAGUUUGAAGCCCUUCAGGGAUCGUUUCCUGUUCGUAACGAAGGGGAGCACUCUGUUUCGUGGGGAGGAGCAUCUGCGAGCUAUCUCGAGAUUCCGACCGUGAAGAUUACGGACGACUUUUGA
Penicillium macrosclerotiorum is the source of this 1026-nucleotide messenger RNA. RefSeq names its product Alpha/Beta hydrolase protein. The transcript has 2 exons. The record is from RefSeq and is a predicted model, not a curated record. Gene Ontology annotation, molecular function: dipeptidyl-peptidase activity. The coding region runs from base 1 to 1026 and encodes 341 amino acids. NCBI's taxonomy places the organism in Eukaryota, Fungi, Ascomycota, Eurotiomycetes, Eurotiales, Aspergillaceae.